Molecule: messenger RNA, 1758 nt
Organism: Eutrema salsugineum
Lineage: Eukaryota; Viridiplantae; Streptophyta; Magnoliopsida; Brassicales; Brassicaceae
Product: DNA ligase 1
Exons: 9
Coding region: 68-1489 (473 amino acids)
Cellular component (GO): nucleus
Source: RefSeq, a predicted model, not a curated record
UUCCUUUCAUCAGCCGCUUUGUAUUUUCUCAAGGAAAAUCUUUUUCGGUUUCUUCAGUAACGGAAAAAUGGUUUCCGACUUGGACCUCGUGACCCGACUCCAAGAAAUUCUCCGUAGCUCCGACCUACAUACGGCGACUCCGGCAAGCGUCCGUCGUCAGCUGGAGGCGGAUUUCGAUGUCGAAUUGACAGAUAAGAAGGGAUUCAUCAGGGAUCAAAUCGAUGCUUUUCUCGAGAGCAAUGGCGGAGUAGAAGACAAACCAGAUAGCCCUAAAGCAGAAGAAGACGAAAAUACCGAUGAAAUGACUCAACCCAAGGCUGAAUUUGAAGGAGGCGAUGACGAAGACGACGACGCCGGAGAUGCAAGUGAUAGCAAUGAAGACAAGGAAGAACGGCCAGUAAAGGCUAAGAAACGUGCUAGUGGAUUCACCAAAGUAUGCCAGCUUUCUCCACAACUUGAGAAGUUUCUUGGAACAUCUCAGCUAGCUCGAACCGAGGUUACUAAGAAAUUGUGGGCCUAUAUCAAAGAGAAAGAUUUGCAAGACCCAAAGGAUAGAAGGAAGAUAUUGUGUGACGAGUCGCUGCAUUCGCUGUUCCGUGUUAAGAGCAUUAAUAUGUUUCAAAUGAGCAAGGCAUUAACGAAGCAUAUUUGGCCCUUAGGUGAUGGAGAUGGAUGUGUAAACAGUGUGAAAGAAGAAGAUGAGGAUGAAGAUGAAGAUGAGGCCUCAGGGGAAAGAGAUAAGAAGGGGGAGGAAAACGAAGAAGUAGAAGAGGAAAAUGAAGAAGAAAGUGAAGAGGAAGUUAGGAGGACUUUACGAAAACGCAAGAGAAAAAAACCAGUCAAGUCGGUGGAUAAGCCCAAGAGAAAAGGAGGAGGUGGCUUUGCAAAAGUUUGCAGCCUCUCGCCAGAGCUUCAGGCUUUUACUGGGGUGACAGAAUUAGCCAGAACAGAGGUUACGAAAAUGCUUUGGAGCUACAUAAAGGAGAACAAUUUGCAAGAUCCAAAUGAUAAACGGACAAUAAUAUGUGACGAAUCAUUGCGAUCUCUGUUCACUUUCGAGUCCGUCAAUAUGUUUCAAAUGAGUAAACUUCUAACCAAGCACAUAUGGCCAUUACAGGAUAAUGCAGGAGAAUCAGUUGGCUCUAAAUCUCCAAAAAAUGGAAAGCAAGAAAUGGAAACAGACGGAGAGAGUGACGAACCAAACGAGAAAGAUAAAAAGCAGAUUAAGGAAGGUUGCGUUCUUCUUGCUCCCCUCCCACUUUCAGAUGCUCUUGUCAAGUUCUUUGGUAAUGGAGAAAGCUCGUUGUCAAGGGCAGAUGUGGUAAAGAGAUUGUGGGAGUACAUAAAACAGAAUGAUCUUCAGGAUCCUUGUGAGAAGAGGAGAAUCAUAUGCGACGAGAAGCUGAAAGAACUCUUUGAAGUUGAUUCAUUCGAAGACAUAUCGGUCUCAAAACUUCUGACUAACCACUUCAUCAAGACCGAACAAUGACACCUCUUAAUUUCUGGUAGAAGUUUUGACAUAGGCAAAAUCUAGUUCACCAAAAAGUCGGCUUGGAUCAGUAAAGAUAGCCAUGGCCUUGAUUUAGUCUCCUUCAGUGGUAAGCUAAAGACUAAAAGGUAUCGGUUUUGAGACUUGUAAGCAAGGCGUUUUCUAAAUUUGCUUGCAAGUGCACGCUUUUGAUAUGUAGUAGUGAUACCAGAAUGAAUAGUUUUGAGACCAAAACAAUUGUUUAAAUCAGUUCCUUUAUUUUGGUCCUA